AUGGGUGGAUGUUGCGGAAAAAACUCGAAAGAGGCUCAGAUUGAAAAAGAUUUAAAAUCGGGUAAAAAACCGAUCUUAUGGAUUGUCGGAGGACCCGGGUUAGACACUUACUUUAAAGUUUUCACUUUCAAUUCAUACUUUUUUUUAACUCUAACUUAUCUACGGUCAAGGUCUGGAAAAGGAACGCAAUGCACCCGUCUUGCUCAAAAGUAUAAAUUGGCUCAUAUUUCUUCCGGGGACUUGCUCAGAGCCGAAGUUCUCAACGGUUCCGAACUUGGAAAAAAGUUGAACGAAAUUAUGGAGACGGGUCAACUAGUACCUCGCGAAAUAGUGCUUGAUCUGUUAAAGAAGGGAAUGAUUGAAUGGUACGAAGGAUCGAACGGAUUCCUGAUUGACGGCUACCCUCGCGAAGUUAUACAAGGGAAAGAAUUUGAAGAAAAGAUUGGGCCAUGUACCAAAAUCGUUUACUUUGAGGUGAGUGACGCCGUUAUGAAGCAGCGCCUAAUGCAACGAGGUAAGGACUCUGGACGAGUGGAUGACAACGAGGAGACGAUUGCCAACCGGAUCAAAAUUUUCCAUGAACUCUCCGAACCCGUAAUUCAAGAGUAUGCCUCGAUUGUUUUGACAAUCUCGGGAGAACAAGAACCAGACGAUGUGUUCAAUCAGUGCUGCGAAAAUCUGGAUCCUCUUUUUAAGACUUGAACAACUUAUAGGAGUCGGUGUGCAGGGUGGAUUAAAAAUAUGAAUACUUAAUCAAAAAUAAUAGUAUACAGUAAAAUACUUGGCUGAAAACUGUUCGGGUGCAUAAAGGAUUAAAAAAGACACACUAUUUAGAAUA
Folsomia candida is the source of this 838-nucleotide messenger RNA. RefSeq names its product adenylate kinase isoenzyme 1. The record is from RefSeq and is a predicted model, not a curated record. Gene Ontology annotation, cellular component: cytoplasm; cytosol. Lineage: Eukaryota; Metazoa; Arthropoda; Collembola; Entomobryomorpha; Isotomidae. The transcript has 4 exons. Gene Ontology annotation, biological process: nucleoside triphosphate biosynthetic process. The coding region runs from base 1 to 702 and encodes 233 amino acids. Gene Ontology annotation, molecular function: AMP kinase activity; ATP binding.